AUGACAGUUCCCGAAAACACGCCGAAAGCUCGAGGCGCGACCGCCCAUCUACGCAAGAAGAUCGGGGGGACCAAUACGACCGACGCCGGUACAGCGCUCUCGAGGGAUCGAGAACGAGAUAGCGAAACCCGUCAGUACGGAUAUGGGGAGCGAGAAAGAGAGCGUGAACGCGGCAGAGACCGCGGUCGAUAUGACAGAGAUAUGGAUAGAGAGCGACGGGGAGGGUCUUCUCGACGUUCAAAGUCACCGAGAUCAAGACAGCGUUCGGGUUCAAAGUCCCCUCCGCCCGUCGACAAGGCGAAGCCCAACUUCGGUGCUUCUGGCCUGCUGGCAGCGGCCACCAACACCGUGAAGGCUGCGGACGGAUCGAGCACUGUUUUGAAGUACAACGAACCACCGGAGGCAAGGAAGCCGACCCUCGGGUGGCGGCUGUAUGUUUUCAAAGGAAAGGAGCAAGUGGAGCUACUCCAUAUACAUCGCCAGAGCGCGUAUCUGAUAGGGCGAGACCGACUAGUGGCUGAUAUCGUUCUUGAGCACCCCUCAUGCUCUAAACAACAUGCUGCUAUCCAACAUCGUUCUGUGCAAGAACGGGAUGAGUUCGGCGGUGUCAAGGCUGUGAUAAAACCAUUUAUCAUCGACUUGGAGUCCACAAACGGCACGCACGUCAAUGGCGAGCAAAUACCAACGUCCAGAUUUUAUGAGCUCAAAGCAGGUGAUGUUAUAAAAUUUGGAUUGUCUGUUCGCGAGUAUGUACUACUUCACGAUGAUGCGUAG
Molecule: messenger RNA, 774 nt
Organism: Pleurotus ostreatus (oyster mushroom)
Lineage: Eukaryota; Fungi; Basidiomycota; Agaricomycetes; Agaricales; Pleurotaceae
Exons: 6
Coding region: 1-774 (257 amino acids)
Biological process (GO): mRNA splicing, via spliceosome; maintenance of RNA location
Cellular component (GO): nucleus
Molecular function (GO): protein binding; mRNA binding
Source: RefSeq, a predicted model, not a curated record